Calliphora vicina (urban bluebottle blowfly) is the source of this 1617-nucleotide messenger RNA. RefSeq names its product organic cation transporter protein. The transcript has 4 exons. Lineage: Eukaryota; Metazoa; Arthropoda; Insecta; Diptera; Calliphoridae. The record is from RefSeq and is a predicted model, not a curated record. Gene Ontology annotation, cellular component: membrane. The coding region runs from base 62 to 1534 and encodes 490 amino acids. Gene Ontology annotation, biological process: transmembrane transport. Gene Ontology annotation, molecular function: transmembrane transporter activity.
AUUAUACAUAUGUUUUUAAUUAAUAAUUUGUUGUUUCAGUUGUAUUUUCUAUUUAAAAAUAAUGGAACCAAAAUCGGAAGAGAAAAAGAUCGAUCCCAUUAUUGUACAUUUGGGUGACAUGGGACGUUAUCAAUUUUGGUUUUGUAUGUUGAUAUUUUUAUCUAAAUUUCCAACUGGUUGGGUGCAAGUAGGUCAUGUAUUCUUGGCCGCGCCAACAAAUUACACUUGCGUUGAUCCCGAAGGUGCUGAUCCAUGUGAGAAGGAGUGCAAAACGUCUGAAUACGAUCGUAGUGUUUUCGAAGAGACCAUAGUAACACAGUUCGACCUGGAGUGUGGCUACAAGUCGUGGGUGAGUUUCUCACAGACCAUGGUCAUGUUCGGCAUAAUGCUAGGUAAUAUUAUAUUUGGAAUAUUGGCUGAUAGAUAUGGACGUAGACCUUUGUUUGUAACUGCUUGUGUGCUACAACUGAUCACGGGUGUAACGGUGAGUUUUGCUGAAUGGUUUUGGUUCUAUGUGCUGUUCAGAUUUCUAGCUGGUUUAUCUACCGGGGGUACCAUGACAACCAGUUUUGUUCUCAUAAUGGAAAUUAUUGGAGUGAGUAAACGAGAGAUCAUAUCCAUACUGUAUCAAAUUCCCUUUAAUUUGGGUCAUGCUUCAUUGCCUUUGCUCUCGUAUUUUUUACGACACUGGAGGUGGUUCAAUUUAAGUUAUUCCUCAUUCUCAGUUGUAUAUCUAAUAUACAUAUGGCUAUGCAUUGAAUCGCCUCGAUGGUUGUUCACGACCGGACGUCUCGAAGAGGCUAUUCCAUUACUGGAAAAAAUCGCACGAGCUAAUAAAAUGCCUACUGAACGAAUAAGGCCUGAAAUCGAAGAGGCCUACCGAACCAUGUCUUCUAAAGCCACUCCUAAGAAAGGCAAUCUAUUUGAUUUAUUUCGUUCGCCUAAUCUGCGCAAGAAAACUAUCAUCAUGGCCUAUCAGUGGUUAAACGUUUGUGCUGUUUACUUCGGUGUCUCCCAAUACAUUUCCAAACUGGCUGGUAAUAUAUUUUUAAAUGUCGCCAUAGGAGGCUUUCUCGGUAUACCGGGCACCAUAAUCUGUGUCUUUAUGACAAAAUACUUGGGCCGUCGUCUCACUCUGAUCAUUUCUACUUUUAUUAGUGCCGGCGGUUUAUUGGUCAUAGCUAUGUUCCAGCAUUUAAGUUCGAUUCUAGUUGUGGCAUUUGCUACUAUUGGCUUGGUUGGUGCCGCCAUAACGUUUCCCAAUGUUUAUCUUUAUGCGGGUGAAAUAUUUCCCACUUUAGUGCGUUCGAAUGGAGUAGGCAUGUGCUCCUUUUUCGGACGCGUUGGUUCAAUGUUGGCACCAUUUAUAUCCGAGUUAGCAGAAGUGUAUUAUUUUCUACCCCCACUAAUUUUUGGCACAGUUUCAUUAUUGGGUGGAAUUUUAACAUUUUUUCUGCCAGAAACUCGAGGAUUUCCACUUCCUGAGACUAUUGAGGAUGGUGAAAAGUUCGGCAAAAAGGAACGCAACGAAUAACCAUUUUUAUGUUUAAACAAUUUGUAAACGGCAAAAUAUCUGGUAUAUAUUUUUAUUAAACAAACAAAUUAAUUUAAAAAAUU